Messenger RNA from Lecanosticta acicola, 894 nucleotides. The record is from the annotation of a GenBank genome assembly. Lineage: Eukaryota; Fungi; Ascomycota; Dothideomycetes; Mycosphaerellales; Mycosphaerellaceae.
AUGCUCGAUCAAGCUCCGUUCCGACUCCUGCACCUCCCCGUGGAAUUACAAUGCUACAUCCUCCAACACGCCCUCGACUGCCUCACCGCAACCAUCCAUCUCGCCUGCCGGAGCGACUGCACCGUCCACCCCUCCCGCUCCCAGAGACCCUCCGCCCUGCCCACCCUGCAAAUCUUCCACAAUCUCCGCCUCACCAACCAAACCCUCCGGAAACUAGCCCAGGAUGUCUUUUACGACGUCAACCAAUUCACCUUCUGGCCCUUCGCCAUGCCUCCGAAUCUAGGGCCCGCAGAGGGCAGAGCGUGCCGUCUCAAGGGCGUCCGACACCUCAUCUUCGAGCAGGAUCCCGUGCACAUGACAUUCCGGAAGACCCGCCUGGCGAUCCAGUUCCGCCGCCUGAAGACCGGAUGGGAGUGUAGCUGUGGGCCCGACGAGGAGAUGAUUCAGCGCUGUUGGCCCCAAGACGUUCACGAUCACAAUCACCACGACCGGUUAUCCCUCGCCUUCACGACCGUGGCAUUCCAAGACCCCUGGGUCAUGUCUCCUUCGUGCGACAACCCGGAAGACGCCGAACGGCAAUCUCAUCUUCUGAAAGACCUGCGUCCGCAGGAACAGAAAUUGGGCCUCGUGACUUCCCUGGCGCUCGUGAUGGGGGAGAGAUUUGAGAUGUUAUUGCGGGAAAAGGGCAGAGGGGAGGAUCUGACUUUGGGGGAUCUGAAGCGGUUGAGGGAGAUUAUGGUGGGGUAUUUUGACACGGUGCCGUUUGAGAUUUGGUUGCCGGGAGGAGGAGGGGGAGGAGGGCAUGGCGAGGGGGAGGGGAAUUACAUUGCGAGUAUGCGCUAUGUCUUCGAGCAGGUUCCGUUGUUGCGAUUCAUUGGGGAUGACAAGGCAUGA